AUGGGCUUUUUCUGCCUGGUCAGCGUCUCCUGUAAGGUGCCCCCUGGGAAGCCCCAGCCUCAGCCUCUGGAUGGGACAGCUGCCUUCACCCACCGCUUCUCAGGAAAUCACUACAGCAGGCACCCCGACCACCCCCAUGGCAAGAUUCCAGGUCAAGAGGACCCAAGAAGGGCCCACAUUGAGCUGGGGCUUCCUGAGAAGAAUGGGGCCUCGGAGAACAGACUCAAGUCCAUGGAGACCAGAGGAGAGCCGCAUCUGUGGGGUGUCAGGAGGGAGACUCGGGACAAAGCACUGCUUCCCCCCAGGACCCAGUCCCACCAGCCCCCCGGGGAACAGCUGGGAAAGGGGCCUGGAGCAGAGUGCCCCGCCGUCCCGGGCUCAGACGUAGCUGGCCUGGCCCCCUCGAUCUCAGACUCCAGUCUCCAGAGCGGAGAGGCCCUCGGUGUUAAGCUUCACCAGGGCCGCCUGCGCCUGCGUGGCCGCCUCGGCUCCGUGUUCAGGGGACGGUCGGGCCACCCUCAGCCUGGCCCUCGAGCCCUCGGCCGCCUCCCUCAGGGGAUCAACCACCACGUGGGCGUCCCUCUCAGCUGCCGCUCCGUCCUGCUGAAGGGCCCUGGAGAGACCCGGCCUCCAGGAGACCCAGGCUGCUGCGAGAAAGGGGUGUGGAGCCAAGCGGAGACCCCCAUCCGGAAAGCGAGGCUGUCUGGCGAUGCUAAGUUGCACCACUUGGGUACGGGUCCCCCGACACCCCCACCCGAUAGUUCCCCUUUUCCUCUGUGGUCAGUCCUGACUCACAGGUCUCCGGACAGCCUGGGGGUGUCGGGGUCCCCACCCACCCCGAGGGGUCUGCACUGCCCCACCUGGGAGCUGCACAUUCCUGUCUGCAGACCCUCCCUACCCCAGAGCGACCCUGGCUGGGCCCUGAGGCCGGCUCAGACCCGCCGCCCUCCCCUGGGGACCCCAAGCACCAUUCUCAUUGGAGCCCUCCCCACUGUGGGAGAGGACCGGACGGUCAGAGCCCAGCCCCUUACACUGCGAGCCAAGCAGCGGAGGCUCCGAGAGGUCAGGUCAGAACUGGCGCUGCACAAUCAGGAGGCAGACAGCAGCCACGGCUCCUCUGCUCAGAUCACCCCAGGGAGCGUCCUGUCCAGCAGGACAAGCCGACACCCACCCCAGCAGGCAGCCAGGCGGGGGGCCACUCAGCCCUGCCUCUGGCCAGCCGGGGAGUCAGGGGCUGAGGCUCCUUUCUGA
Molecule: messenger RNA, 1251 nt
Organism: Rangifer tarandus platyrhynchus (Svalbard reindeer)
Lineage: Eukaryota; Metazoa; Chordata; Mammalia; Artiodactyla; Cervidae
Source: the annotation of a GenBank genome assembly